Caenorhabditis remanei is the source of this 798-nucleotide messenger RNA. RefSeq lists its product as uncharacterized. The transcript is spliced from 4 exons. NCBI's taxonomy places the organism in Eukaryota, Metazoa, Nematoda, Chromadorea, Rhabditida, Rhabditidae. The record is from RefSeq and is a predicted model, not a curated record. The coding region runs from base 1 to 798 and encodes 265 amino acids.
AUGAAGCUUUUCCUUCGUUAUUUCGUUUCUGUUCUUCUAUUUCUUAAACUUUCCAAUUGCCAACAAGAAGAAUAUGUGAGCAUUUUCCCACCGGACAUGUGGCAUCAUCACGUCCAUAAUCCUUACUAUACAUAUUACAAUGGAAAUCCUCAUAAUGGUGGACACGUUGUGGAUCAUCGAAAUGAGCGAAAAGAAGUGCUAUUUCCACCGGCGCCCGAACUGGUUCCUCCUUCAUUAUCACCGUCAAAAUUGAAGUUGAACGACAUAUCGCCACCUCCAGUUCCACCGGUAUUCGCUCCGAAACCGAAUGGAUCUGCAUCAUUAUUAUUCGAUUGUCCUUCGUCUCCUCCGCCACAAUUUAGAAAGUCGAAAGCGCCGCCGGAUCCGUUCGUUGACACGUCGUCACCGCCGCCAAAGUUGAAAUCGAAUUACUUACGACUGAUAUCAAGAACUUCGGGAGCCGAUGGUUUAAUAUCUACAUUUUCAUGUGGAGCGGGAGACGGUGGAAUCACGACAUCCGGUUGUUCUUCUGUUUCCAUCGGUGGAUUUGCAGCUACUGGAGCAGGCUUUGUAGCCACUGAAUACGAUUUUGUUACUACGGGAGCCGGCUUUGCAGUAAUUGGAGCUGGUUUCGUUACUACUGGAGUUGGCUUCGCUACUACAGGAGCUGGUUUUGCUACUACUGGAGCCACCUUCGACACCGCUGGAGUAGGCUUUGGAACGACCACAGGGGUCGGUGUCGUUUCAACUGGGACAGGCGGCAUUUCGGUACUUCCAUCGCGUGAAUUUUCACUGUGA